CCUCUGAAGUGGACGCCGGUGAGGAGUUGGACACACACACACCGCCGCAGAGGAGCUGUCAGUGAGACAGGCGGAGUUUCUCAGUCUCCCCCGGUGAAGUCCCAGCGGAGGGACACGGUGGCGGGGACUCACAAUUCCUACGCAUCAUUAUCGGUUUGUCGUUGUCUUUGAGAGAAUUAUUUGACAAGCCCGACCAUGACUUCGGUAUGGAAACGGCUUCAGCGGGUUGGAAAGAAAGCGUCCAAGUUCCAGUUUGCUGCUUCAUUUCAAGAACUGACGAUAGAAUGCACAAAAAAAUGGCAACCAGACAAACUGAGAGUGGUGUGGAUCAGGAGAAACAGACGGAACAGCACAAAGCUCCACACCUGGCAGCCAGGGAUCAAAAACCCCUACAGAGGCCUGGUGCUUUGGCAGGUUCCAGAGAGUUUAGACAUCACUGUCACACUCUUCAAGGAACCCACUGCAGAGGAGUUUGAAGACAAGGAGUGGACUUUUGUCAUUGAAAAUGAGACGAAAGGUCAUAAGAAGGUGUUGGCAUCAGCAGACGUCAACAUGAAGAAGUUUGCCAGCGCCACACCGGCCCAGUAUGAUGUAACACUGAAGCUCAAACCGCUGUCUGUCAAGGUGGUGGAAGCCACGCUGAAACUGAACUUGUCUUGUGUCUUUCUCAAAGAGGGCAAGGCCACUGAUGAGGACAUGCAGAGUUUGGCCAGUCUAAUGAGUAUGAAACAGAGUGACAUUGGAAACCUGGAUGACUUUAAUGACAGUGAUGAUGAAGGCGGUGAGGAAAGGAGAGCCAGCUAUGGACAUGCUGCUCAUGUUACUGCCUCUGUCUCUUCUAACAUGAGAGUACAUGAUGUGGCUUGGAGGCCUGCAGUUGUAUCAGGCCCCACAGUAACCUCAGAGAUUGGUUGGAAAGCAUCCUCUGGCAUUUCCUCCACCAUCUCGGUCCCAUCUCGUCCUCUGCUUGAACCCCCCGACCCCUCAGUUCCGUCCUCAUUACGCAUCCGACCAUCUAGCACUGGCCAGCCGGCUCGGCCCUCCCCCUAUGCCUAUUCAGUGCCAGCCUUUACACGUGCUCACCCUCCUGCACUUCCCAAAAUCUUCCAGCCCACUGCCGGAACAGUGCCCCCUUCAGCCCGGCAAAGGCCCCAUAGCUUCCACAGUGACUCCUCUCCAGCUGAAGGCUUGGAGGCUUUCCCUACCUUCAACCCUUCUAAAGCCAUCUCCAACUCUUCCAUCUCCUCUAUACCCUCUGACCCCUCUCUCCAUACUGUCCCCUUCCCUGACACCUCACAACCAGCCAGUCUCAGUGCCUGGAAAGCACAGAGCGUUCCUUCCUUUUCUUCUGUGUCUGCUUCCUCCUCAUCUUCAGCUCCUCUUGGCUCCUUCUCUUCCAUGCCUCCACCGCCUCCUCCCAAAUCUCGCCUCAUGUCUGUGGGGCAGCCAGGCUCUGCCCUCACCAGGCCCACCAGCUUGCCAUCUGCCCCUGAGACAGCUUCCUGGCAGAGUGAAUGGAGACCUCCUAAAUCUCAAGCCCCUCUAGCACAGCCUGCCCACUCUCCUAGGUUCCUGCAUAUAUCUGCUCCCAGACAGCCUGCAGUGCUGCACAAAAACCCGACAGAUACGCCAUCUUUAUUCUCUCUGCCAGUCACUUGUCAGUCUUUGGAACAGAAACGCCAGGGAGGGUCUGGAUUUGUUCCUUCCUGGAGACCCCAGGUCACCCCUACAGUAGAGAUGCCCUCACCUUCUUCUUUGAAUCCUUCCUCUGCUCUCCCGCUCUUUGGGUCUCCUCCUCCUUCUCAGCCUCCUUUAUCCCAAACUGCCAUAACCUCUAUCAUUGACCAAGAUGCAGAAUUCAAAAGACAGCUGAGCACCCUGAGUGAAGAGGAUAACCAGUGUACAACCGCUACAACAACUGAUCCCAGAGCGCCGGCCAGCCAGAGGCCAACGUCCUCCAGGGCUUCAGAGCAGAAAAAAGAUGCACAUUUUGGCAUUGAGGUUGUUAAAGCAUCAGCAGGACCUGAGAGCAUGGCCUCAUUUCUGCCCUGUAGCCCCAGAACAACCGUAGACCCAGGGCUAAAACAUUUUGAGAUGCCAAAAACACAGAUGGAUCAAACAGAAUCAAGGCCAACAAGGACAGUCCCUAACAUCCAGCCAACAUUUCCUCCCUUCACUUCUACACCUCAGCAAAACCCUGAUUUUCAAGAUCAGUGCAGAUCUGCUUCAGUCAAGGAGCUUGUGGUUAAUCCAAGAAGUCACAUGUCCACAAUGUCCAUUCAGUUGAGAGAUUUGAUAGCACAACCAGAGCCUGUUCAACAUAUACCUCUUUCUCCUACCAACCCCCAACCUACCUCCAGCUCACUCCAGGGACCUUUUUUGCACUUGCCUCAAAUGGCUAGAUUUGACACAAAACUGAUAGGAAGGAUAGGAGUGGCCCAUAAAAAAGAAGCAUUAACUAUGGAUUUGGGAAAUGAGAGCGUGGCUUUCUCAGUGUCAUCUUGUGUCAAAGACUCCAAUUCUUCUUCUCCUACAAUUGUGAUGGACGAAACAUCUGAAGUUCAGUCUGGAGAACAGCCCAUUGCAAAAAACCUACAGUGGGAGAAUCUUCAGAAAGACACUAAAAAAAUAAGCCCUGCUGUUCCAAUACCUAUUUUGGUUAAGGAAACCAUAUCCAACAGGACUGCCUCAGAUAAAGUCAAUUCAAGAUUGGACUCUGAUUUUGAGUUUCUCACAGCACAGCAGGCCACAACAGACACUUUAUCAAAGCAAAGAGAAACAUUUAAAGUGGAUUUUUCAUCGUCUUCCACAAAAUGCUUUGAUGUGCAUGGUUUGGACCCAGAACAUUGUAUGGAGAAAGUGAGAACUGGAAAUGUGGCUUCUGUAGAUGAAAGACUACAGUGUGAAAGAGAUAGGAGAGUUGCACAGGAACUUGUGUUGCCAAGCUCGGAAGUUGGUAUACAAGACAAGUGUGUUUACACAUCUAAGGUGGAACUUUUUCCAUUGAGUACAACAGGGAUUGCUAUUUCUCAUUCACCAUCCACUUCACAGCCUAAAGUUCAGAUCGAAGAACCAGGGCGGGUGCCAAGAAUGACUAUGUCACAUUUUACCUGUCCACAAUAUUCCAGGAUUCCUGGCAUGCCAUCUUCACAUCAGUCUCAAGUUAUAGCUUGGUUUGAUGAUAGCAGGUUAUUGUUUCAGAAGUUACCCAACAACAGAUAUCCUUUACUCUUCUAUUCAGAUUAUGUUGGUUCCAUUUCCAAGGGUAGUGUAGGAAUUGCAAAAAUGGUGGACUUAACACCCUCCUGCUCCAGGUCUGCCAGUAUUCCUGGAUUCCCAUCUGCUUUGAAACGUGAGCCUAAUAUUACUUGUCUUUUACCUACAUGUCCCAAAAUUAGCAGGAUUCCAGGAUUAGCUUCUGCCGGAUCAGUGACUGGAUAUGAAAAGAGUGUUUGGGACAGAUGUUCUCUGUGGAAGAAACCAUUGCAGAUGAAAGAAGCAUUUGCUUCUAGCAUGCAUUGUGUUCAGAAAGAAGCUGUUAGUGAUACUAAUAUGAUUAAAGGCAUGGUGGCCAUGUUACCAACAUGUUCUGGAAAGGCCAGUAUUCCAGGGUUUCCUUCUGCACCAAUGCAGAAGGAUUCAAAUACAGUAUGUAUGGUGAGUCUUCUCCCUACAUGCCCCAAACAGACAAUGAUUGAAGGUAUGCCAGGUAGACAAAUAGUUAUGGCAUAUAAUGACAGUUGGCAUAAUUUGAGGAAAUUAGUUUUAGACAGACCAUUGAGAAGUAAUCCUGUUCUGGUUCAGGAACAGUCACAUGAGGAUAAAGAACAGAUAAAACAUAUGGUAUAUAUGUUACCAUCUUGUCCGUGGAAGGAAACCAUCCCUGGUUUUCCCUCUGUCCCAAGAAAAGAAACCAGUGUACCUGGUUUUUCAUUUGCACUAAGCCAAGAUCAUAGCAUGGCAGACCUUUUGCCGACUUGCUCAAGAAGGACAAGAGUCAUUGGUUUACCCUCUAAGGAGCCAGUUAGUGCUCACGGUGAGGGUUUAGAUACAACCAGGCACAUUUUGAUGGAGAUGCCUUUGAGUAAAAGUGAAGUCUUGAAUGAAUGGUUUGCUUCUAAAAGCUUCCAGUGCAAGAGCCCAUUUAUCAAAAAGGAAGUCCAGAUUGUAAAUGCAAUUUUGCGUUUUGAUAAGAACACUGCUGAAAGUAUGAUUGCAAUAUUACCUUCUUGUGCUAAGAAAGCUAGUAUACCAGGGUUUCCCUCCGCCCUGACACCAACAUUAGCAGAUGGCCCAACUAUGGUGAAUGUAUUGUUUAGCUGUACAAAGGAAUCUAGAGUUCCUGGAAUGCCACUUAGAGACACAAGCAAACAAUUAGUGUGGAUAAUGGAAAGUAAGUCGCUGCUAGUUCCUAGGGAGAAGUCUACAGUUACAUUACAUUUACAGAAUCUUAAUGUGUUCUAUUCGGAUUGUGAUAUGAUCAAAAAUAUGGUAUCAAUUUUGCCCUCCUGCCCACGGACAGCCUGUUUACCAGGCUUUCCAUCAGUACCAUGUCAGGUGUUGGCAGAUAUACCAAGUAUGAUCAAUCUUCUGCCUACUUCUCCAAGACAUUCCAGAGUAUGUGGAAUACCCUCUAGAUUCCACAGUGAGUCUCAUGAGUCAGAAUGGAAUGUAAACAGAAGGCCAAUAUGGAAAAGGCAAUUAACAAACCCAGGAAGACUUUUAGUAAUACAUGACCAUAAGAUGUAUUUAAGAGAAAAGGCAGUGGCUAAAAUUAUGGUAUCAAUGUUGCCACCUUGUCCAAAACACUCAUAUAUUCCUGGAAUUCCCUCUAAAGCAGGAGAAAGACCAGUGGAAGCUGUGAUAAAAGAGGCUCCGAGCAUGUUGAAAUCCUUAGCCACUUGCCCAGAAAACAGUAAAAUUCCAGGGCUACCUGCAAAGUAUAGUGCAAAAGCUUCUGAUGGCUGGUGUGUGGACGGUGAUGAGAUUUGGAAAAACCCAUUCAAUAAAAGGUAUGGCGGCGUUAACCGAGAUUUUCCAGUUAAGGAAAUGUCAAGUAGGGAGAAAGAAGUAAUGCUGAGUAUGCUUCUAUCAUGUCCACGACAAGCCUUGAACCCUGGAUUUCCUUCUGCUCCACGACCCCAAGCUGUUGAUGCUAGUGUGAGAAAAAAUCCAGACAUGAUACAGUUGCUGCAAUGUUGCCCAAGACAGUCAAGUAUAAUUGGUUUCCCCUCCAGAGUGUCAGUUACAUCCCAUUCUAAAGUACGGGGCUGGCCGGUAGGAAAUAUGCAAGACUGCUGCCCAAUUAACCCAAAGUAUUGUUCUUCUCACAAAGAUAUAGCAUUGACAAGUCUUUCUCUUGAACAUUCUUGUCCAAACUUUUCUCUCAAUUCUCGUUUCAUAGCAGUUCCACCGCCUGACAUAGAUCGGCUUCCGAAUAUGGUAAAUAUAGUGCCAUCUUGCCCAAAGAAAGCUUCUGUUCUUGGGGUACCAUCAACACAUGUGCACCAUUCAGAACAGGGGUGGCCAGGAACAAAAAGAAUUGGACAGGAAAGUGAAAACCUUAAAAGUCAACAGCUGUCACUGGAAGAACAUUCUCUUUGCCAGGUUUCUGUCAGGGAGAAAUCCAUGCAGAUCAUAUUCCCAAGCCAAAAUGUACCAGAGAAUCUUCAACAAAGAAUGACAAUUGAGUCAUUGACCUGUCCCGUUGAGGCCAUUGUCAAAGAUUUACCAUCGUCAAAUUCUAAAAUCCAAGUGGACCAGCAAUCUUCUGUUGUUAAAGGGAUUGAGAUGUUAUCGGAUGAAGCCAGUCCAGCCAGAUUAGAUCUUGACACAAAGAAAACUAAAUCUGUUGUGGGCUCAGUUUUGGAGAGACAUAAAGAUGGACGGGGCUUUUGGAUACCGAUUGAGGCUGAAGAAAUAGCUGUUCUCGAAAAAGGAAACUUGCAUUGCAGAAUGUGGCACUCCAUUCCUGACAUGCCAUUGUUCUUGAGUGUUAAGAAGAGACAUGAAAAUAUGGUUUCACUACAGCCAUCAUGCACAAUUGUUGCUGGUGCAGAAGAACUUGCAUCCCAAACCCAAAUAAAGAAUGCCGUGCAGGAGUUAAAGAAACAUCCCACAAACAAGACCAUAGUAUGGGAGGAGCUUCCAAAGGCCAAUACAAUAAACUAUCCUACACAAAAGACUAUAACAUGGGAGGAGCUACCAAAGGUAUCAACAAAGGUAACUAGAAGAUCAGAGGAAGAAAUGGAAAUGGUCGGUCUGCCUUCCAUGAUGUUAGACACUGGUGAUGGAAUAAAGACAAAUACUGAAGAUGGGAAUGCAGAUCUAUUGCCAAUGUGGCCAACAGUUAGCACCCUUUUUGAAUUCACUGCUACUGCUAAACAAAUAGACGAAUGCCAACUGGACAGCAAGUCUACUUGUGAUACUCCAUCAAGGGAUAAUGAAUUAGCGGAUGAAAAGUCUUCCCCCCCUCGCGCACAAUGUGUGCCAUAUUAUGUGAAGCCUGACAUUGUGUAUAAACAGUACACUUUCUUGGAAGCUUGCCCAGGUGUGACAAACAUUGCUGGCAUGCCGUACAAAUUGCCCGUAAAAGAAAAACAGUGGCUUAUAGAUCAAAAGCCAAUCUGGGAGAAACAAUCAAAAAUUAAGAAAAUAUUACUGACGUAUGCAUCAAAGGAUGAUGAAAAGAACAAGAAGGAAAUGGUUUCACUGGUACCCUCUUGUCCCAGAGAGACCAGAAAUCCCGGUUGUCCAAGUUUAUCCAAUGUACCUGGUUCACCAUCUAUCCAUGAAGCCAAUAACAGAUUAUUGGUAUCUCAACAGGAACCACUUUUGGAGAAGAAAAUAAAAACUGAACUUGUUGUCAUUACAGUGUCACCAAAAGAGAAGGAUGAAGUGAAAAUUGGAGCUUUGGUACCAACUUGCCCAAAACAUUCUUGCAUAGCAGACAUCUCAAUUCCACAACCUACUGUAGCACUUCAUGGAUCCGAUAUGAUCAGCCUUUUAAACUCUUGCCCCAAAACCUCCUCUAUCAAAGGUAUUCCAUCAUUAAUCGAACAUUUUAACAAAAUCUGGGAUAGAGAUUACACACCUUUAGGGGUAAAACAGGUCAAAAUCAACACAGUCAUGAUUGAAGAGAAACCUCACAAGGAUGACAUGGGGGCCAUGACAGCUUUAGCCCCAACUUGUCCAAAACAAGCUUGUAUUCCUGGAUUUCCAUCUGCUCUGAAACCUAGAGUAAGCUAUAAUGCAUUUAAUAGGGUCAAUCUUCUUCCAUCCUGCCCGGUCACCUCAAGUAUGGCUGGUUUUCCUUCAAUGCAGAAAGCUGACGGCAAAGACUGGAACACUAUUCAUCAACCAUUAUGGGAGAAGGAAAAUAAAAAAGAUUCUGUUUUACUACUGGACUAUGUUAAAAUCGACAAAGACAUGACAGGAGUUGUGUCUCUUGCACCAAGUUGCCCAAGAGAAUCACUUAUCUCUGGCUGCCCCUCUUUACCAAAAUCCAGAAGGAUUACUGCUGUUGACAUGAAAAAUAUGGUCAGUCUUUCAAGCUCAUGCUCCAAAGUGUCACAAAUACCAGGAUUUCCAUCGUCUCAAAAUUCAAAAGAGUGGACAAAGAGCAGGGAAUCUCUAUUUGAACCAAGAUUGAAAGACAAGCAGGUGUCAUCAAUUGACAGAUGUCAAGGAGAUAAGAGAGCAAUGAAAGCAAUGUUUUUUCUUGUACCAUCCUGUCCAAAAAAGGCACGGACGCCAGGAUUUCCUUCUCAUCCAAACCCUCUAACUAUGUAUAGUGCACAGAAUAUUAUCAGCCUUUUUACGUUGUGCUCGCAAGUUUCCAAAAUUCCUGGAUUCCCAUCAGUUGAUGGGAAUAUGAGUUUAGGAUGGGUAACAGAAAAGGGUUCAUUGCUGAAGAGGCUACCAAAGAAGACAGUCAUAUUUGACACAUCAAAUGAUAACAAAAAGAUAAUGAAGAAUAUUGUUUCAUGUGUACCAUCCUGUCCUAAAGUGUCAAGCAUCCCUGGUUUCCCAUCUAUUCCGAAUCCCAAAAUGGUGUAUUAUGGCCACAAUGUAGUCAACCUCCUUCCUUUGUGCCCCAUAGUUUCUAUCAUACCUGGAUUUCCAUCGGUUGUAGGGCACAGGGAAGAGGGAUGGGGUACUGAACUGGUUUCCUUGAUGCACAGACCACCAAAGAACAAUCAGUUUAGGAUUAACAGCUUGCCAAUUAACAUAGACAAAUCCAGCAACAUGCUUGCUUUAGUUCCCUCUUGCCCAAGAGCAUCAAAGAUUCCAGGCUUCCCAUCUGUCCCGCAAUACAAUAUGCUAAGGCUUGUACCUAUUUGCCCCAAAGUAUCCAGUCUCUGUGGAUUUGCAUCAUUUGAAGGGGCCUCACAAUUCCAAUGGCUUUUUAAAACACCCACUUUGUGUGAAAAGCUAAAGGAAACUGUUUUUGUGUUAAACCUUCCAAGUCAAGAUGAGGAAACUGCAAAGACAAUGUUCGCUUUAGCUCCAUCUUGCCCAGAAGCAUCUAGGGUCCCAGGGUUCCCUUCUGCACCUCAAACCAAAUCAACGAUUGAACCCAAUAUGAUAUGUUUUGUAUCUUGCUGCUCCAGUGCUUCAAAUCUCAAAGGAUUUGCAUCCAUGACAACAGUCCGAAGCACAGGGUGGAUAAAUGAAACAAAACCAAUUUUAAUAAAGCCUCAGGAGAAGAGGGCACACUUGAGUUUGCCACAUGCUGGACAGGACCAGCUAUAUUGCUACAACACGAAAGGCAUGGUGACAUUAGUGACAUCCUGCCCAAAAGAAGCCAGAGUAUGUGGUUUUCCUUCUGCUCAAGUUGCAAACAGACCGCCAAACAUGGUCAGCUUAUACACAUCUGCUCCAUGUGUUUCAUGUAUCCCAGGUUUUCCAUCAGCAAGGAUGCUUAGCUCUGAAUAUACUAAGAUACAAACUAGGACUACACACAAGUCCUUGUUAGAGAAGCUGCAGAAUGAGAAGAUUUGUGUAAUCGCAAAGUUCCCAGCCAAUGAUGAACAUGAUCAAGAUGAAAUGAAGUACAUGGUUUCAUUGGCUCCAUCAUGUCCACAUUUGACUCAAAUCCCUGGGCUUCCCAGCAUUUUACAAUUGAAUCCAACAGACCCUUGUUUUACUGAGAAGAAUACAUCACAAGAAUUGCCUCAUGCACAGUCAACUCAGUCAUAUCUCAAAGACCCAAGAAUGCCUGGUCUUCCCCCCACAUCUAUUCACCUCACCAGCAUAGCACUUGCAUAUGAGGAGAAAUUCAAAGGCAGUGCAAAACAAAACAUAGACUGUUGUGUAGAUAACGGCAAAUCACAUAUAGAGAGGAUAGUAGCGGAGGAAGCUCCAACAGGCAAGAAAACAUUGGACACAUCAGAGCCAGCGAGAGUCUUGGGUUGGGAAGUUUUGGAGGCAGAGGGAACAAUUACAGAAAAAAAGGCAAAAUUCUCUUUGUCUGCAAAAGAGGAAGAUGCAUCGGGAUUAGUACAUGCUAUUGUGGGUGUUUUCCAUAAAGGGUUACACUCACUCACUACAUUAUCCAUGUCUCACAGUUAUGAAACAGUAACAUCCAUGUUGGGGCCGUCUAGCUCUACUUUAGCUGAGGUGGAGCACCAACCCAAGGCUGCCUUUUCUAUGGAUCUGAAAGACAAGACACUGACCCCUUCAGAUAAGUUUUCAACACAUUUUGCAGAUAACGCUACUACCAUACAGAAGAUAGAGGGACAGUUUGAUGAAAUUCAAACCAAACAUAAGAUUGAAUUUCCAUUAAAUACUGAGCCUUACAUGUGGGACUUGUUAGGUGAUCCAUCAGCGUCUCCAUCACCAACUACCAAAAGGGAUGAUGGGUUUUUGGUUUGUGCAAGCAUGAAGAAAUGGCCACCGCUGACAGAGGCAGAUAUCACUGAAAUUUCAAAGGAAGAUAGUGAACAAGUAACGGAACAAAAGGCUUCUCUUGAUCAAUGGCUCACAAAGGAGAGGCCACUCACGGGGCAGGAUCCUGUUCAAACAUCAGUAUAUGUUGAAAGUUUGUUAGCAAGGCACCAGACUGCGACGGAACAGGAUGAGGGUAGAACUGUGUCAACUUCUUUACAGCUGGAUAAAGGCCACCAACAAAAAAACACAGGAGACAUUUCUGCCACUAUCGUGAAGCCUACCACAAAGGAAUCACUGACAGAUGCCAAUGUACAUGGAGAGAUACUCAUGGACAAACCCUCAGACCCACAAACUGAUAUUACUGUCCCUCAGCGAGGCAGAAAACCCAGGAGAAAAGUUCCAGAACCUCAACAGAAAGGGUGUGAUAAUGAAAAAGACACUGUUCCAUCACGACCUCUCAGAAGAAAGGAUAGUUUAACUCCAGACUACAAACAAAAAUCGGAUGGUUUGUCAGUCAAGCCCCUCCCUGAAGUUGUUUCAAUCCAGUCUGUAAAAAAAGAUGCUACUGGUGAGAUACAACCUGCCACUGCCCUAUCUUGCAGCAUAAAAAAAACAGACAGUAGUGUUCCUCUUGAUGUACCUCAGAAUGAUCAUGCCCAAGAAAGUGUUAGUGCUCAUGUAACACUAUACACAGGUGACCAUAGACAAACAAGUGAAGUUGUGCAAAUAUCUAUUGAUGUUGUUGCGCCUCCUCGUGUGAAAAGAAGAGAUGGCAGUUUGCCACCUGAAACUCCACAGAAAACUGCCCCUUGCAAGCCUCUGAGGAGAAAAGACAGCACCACCAGACAGACAACUGUUACAAAAGCUAAUGGCCAACAAGAUUUGAAAGUCAGUUCUGCUUUGAAAACUACAGAUCCUGUUCCUCCUCAACCUAGCGAGAGAAGCUCUGAUGUCUCAGGUGCUCUGGAACCUUUACAGAGCCUUGAUAUACCUGGUCAAACAACUACUGAAAUUAUCCCUUCACAGCCUGUUGGAAGAAAAGACCAAACAACCAAACGACACUCUCAGGAAACAGAUUUUGUGCGAAGUGCCUCUCGACAGGCAGACACAGAACUGGUCUGCUCAAAAGACACUGAGCAAAACUCUUGUACAUCAACAUGCCCCAAGAAAGACACUGAUACAUCUGUCCAGGCCUCUUCUCACUUAAUUCCACGCUCGAAAAAAAAGGGAAUUGAGAGCAUCACCCUAAAGCCAAAAUCAAAAAUGUUUAAUGUAGAGCAAACUGCUUCUCUCUCAAUCAUUAAGAAGAUACGUCUUCCACAACGUGGCAACAAAUUGCCGUCAAGCAAAUUUGGCAACAUUGACAGUGACAAGGAAUGUGUAAAAGCAGUCCAGAUUGUCAGCACUGGUAAGGAAGAAAUAAAGCAGUGUAGUAUAGUUGGUGACACAUCUGUUGAUACAAUCAACAUCACAUCUUCUAAGAAAUCAGAGCAUGCAUCAGAGAUAGCCGAGGCAAAGAAAGACAAACAAACAAUUUUACGUAUCCCAAAGCCCCGUGUGAAGAAACGUCUCAGUGGCUCUUUCCCAGAAGAUGUUACAGCUAUAGAGACCCCAUCUAAGGCUACCCAUGGAGAAGAGGCACAGGCAUCGAGGCAAAGUGGUCCUUCAUCCAUUUCCCCAACAACUAAAGAAUUGCCAAAAACGCAACACAGCAAAGGCUCCCCACCUCUUUCUCUGGGUAGUCAAGCUUCUGCAUCUACAGAAGAGGUGGUACCUGUAAAGUUGAGGAGAAACAGACUGACUAUUGACAGCAGUGUUCAAGUAGAGGAUGGACAUAUUUCAGAGCAGACACUAGGAGGUUCAAGCUUGCCUGUACCAAAACCAAGAGCAAAGAAGCAUCUUAGUGGUUUGUUCCCAGAUGACAUGAUUUCGUCUCCCUGCCUGCCAGACACAGUUACUGACACCGUUGGUCAUGAAUCAAUCCAACAGAUUGAACAGUCAAGCUUGCCUUUUCUAUUGCCACGGGCCAAGAAACGUCUCAGUGCCACUUAUUCAGAAAGCACACCACCUGUAGACAAUUUAUUCCCCCAAGAAAUGGAAUUAUUUCAGAGAAACCCAGAAGCUACAUCUGCCAUGAGCAAGGAAACUGAGGAAGACUCAACAUCUCUGGAUUCAAGUGUGAUCUUUGAAGGAGGUUUUGUCACUGUCCAAGGAGAAGAUGUUGUGGCGUCAGAGUUGGAACAGGAAGUGCUAGAAGCAAUGGAAGAAGAGGAAUUUCCUCAGGCAGACUCUGUAGAAGAUAAUGAGAAGGCGCUGGAAGAAAUCAUGAAAGGCUGGACCUUUACAGAAAAACCUAUUGUCACAGGUGACUCAGAGAAGUCUGCAGAGGCAGUGUCUGAGCAAGCUGACAUUGAAAAAAUCCUGGAAGCAGAGGUUGCUAGGUCCACUGUUGCAUCGUCUCAGGAUGACUGGCUGCAUGUAGAGGAUGACAAAGACAGUGAACCAAUGGAAAUAAACUCAACGAAGGAAAUGAGGGAUGAAGAGUUGGACUUUGGCUUUGUAUCUGUAGAUGUAGAUGCUGGUUGUUUAGAGGAUGAAAGGCAAAAGAAGAAUUCACAAGUUGCUGGCCUCCACCAAGCCAAUGAACCAAUAACACCUCAUAAAAUACCUGCAGAUGGGACUGCCUCUCUGGAAAGCUUUUCGCCCAGUCCCAGCUUAGUGACAUCCAGUCAGUCUCUACUAGACUGGUGUCAAGAAGUCACACAGGGUCACAAGGGAGUGAAGAUAACCAACUUCAGCACCUCCUGGAGGAACGGCCUUGCGUUUUGUGCCAUCUUACAUCACUUUCAACCAGAAAAGAUUAAUUUUGAAAUGCUGGACCCGUAUGACAUCAAGCACAACAACAAAAAGGCCUUUGAUGGCUUUGCUGAACUUGGCAUUUCCAGACUGAUGGAGCCUUCAGACAUGGUCAUGCUAGCAGUCCCUGACCGCCUCAUUGUCAUGACCUACCUCAACCAGAUCCGCACCCAUUUCACGGGCCAGCAGCUCAGGCUGCUUCAUAUAGAGAGGGAUAGCAGCGAGUCCAGCUAUGCUGUAGCAGGGGACCGGGAGAGCCAAGAGGACCCUCAGGAAACUGUUCGUUACUGCGCCCAGAGGCUUCAGGAGGAGGGUUUAAGUCUAGAAAGUAAUGGGACUGCAGGCACAGCAGAGUCGGACAGUAAAACCAAGGAUGUUGUUCCACCUCCUAGAACCAAAUGGCUGCAGGUUGCUGGGUCAAGUGGGGCUCAGUUACCAGUGGCACCACCAAGGACUCAUUUUCUGUCCAAGACUGGUUUCUCUCAUGUGAAAGACGCUGAUCUGGUCAAGAAGCGUAGGUCACAGCGGAGGAGUGGGUCAGUAGAAGAAGGAGACAUAUCGGUGGUCGUUGCUGGGCAGGAGGACAGUGUACUUACCCGGAGAAAGUCAGACACUGAGAGAACAGAGGCUGUGGCUGAGGAGAGAAGACCAGAAGGCCAAGACCCCAACCAGUAUGUGCUGAGUCAGAUGGAAGCCCUGGAGGCAGAACAAAAUCAUAUUGAUAACCGAGCAGGUGUGGUGGAGAGGAAACUUAGACAACUACUGGAAACAGGCAGUGACAAAGUGGAGGAGGAGCGGUUGAUUCAGGAAUGGUUUACGCUGGUCAACAAGAAGAAUGCUUUAAUCAGGAGACAGGACCAUCUGCAGCUGCUGCUGGAGGAACAAGACUUGGAAAGAAAAUUUGAGCUGUUAAACAAAGAGCUGAGGGACAUGAUGGCUCUCGAAGAGUGGCAGAAGACUCAGGCCCAUAAACACAGGGAGCAGCUGCUGCUUCAGGAGCUGGUUUCACUAGUCAACCAGAGAGACCAACUGGUCCACAAUAUCGACGCCAAAGAAAGAGGAGCUCUGGAGGAGGACGAGCGUCUGGAGCGAGGCCUGGAGCAGCGCAGGAGGAAGUAUUCUGUACAGCAGAAAGAGAAGUGUGUGAUGCAGUGAUUCCGUCCACCUCCAGCCACCAAAAAUGCUGAGUCACCGACGUGAAAGAAAGUGGGUCAAGACAAAACAAAAACAAAAGAAUGGGACAACCGUUUUUGGUCAUCUGUCACUUUCUGUCAGACUGAUUGGUGUGGUUUGAAGUCGGCAGUAAGGGGACAUUUAGACCCAGCUGACCCGAGGAGGGUAGUUCUGACCCAAUUUGGGUAUUACCGAUGGAGACUCAGAUGCCCCAAAACCUGAGUGAGGCUCCGUUAUGUUGAGGCUCUGAAUCAACUUUUACUUUGGUUUGCUUUCCCCCUAUUUUGAGCAUCAUAAAAUGUAGCACUAGGCUCCAUUGAAUUACCAAAGAUCAAUAUAAUGGAAGUAGGCGUAAUACAGUAUACAGUAUAUUGUGUAAGUUCUACCAAACCUUACAGGAGGUUCAGCACCCACGGAGCAGAAGGCAUCGGUGGCUCAGAAAGAGCAGUUUGGACGGUUUGCUUUGCAGUUUCUGUGCUGUGUUUUUAGGUCCUAUUGUUACAGACCCGUGACUGUGAAUGAAAUAGUGUGUUUGAUUGAAAGUGUGUGUACUGGAAAUGUUUGCUCUAAAAUGUGAGCUGCCAUUAAAAAAGGGGAGUAGGUUUGACCAGUGUCACAGCGAUACUGACAUGUUGGGAUUGGACCGGCUGAUAACUAACCAAAAAACUAGUGCCAGUACACACAUAGAGGAUUUAGUGUUUCCUGUUGACUGUUACUCAUAGCAGGGAAGAUAAGAUAGACUUUAUUAAUCCCACACUGAGUAAAUUCCUGUGCCACGGCAGCUCAAAAAUAAUUUCUUUUACACACAUCCGAAUAACACAAAUACACAUUAAGUAGACAUAGGAGAAAAAUAUGUAAAUAAAGAAAAAAUUGAAUUAAUUAUUAUAAAAAUAGUAAUACAACAAACAUUUCCACAAUAAACAGACAGUAUAUAAACACAGAUGUACAGAUGAGUAAUGUGCGGAUGAAUAGAACUGACAUAUUGCCCAGUUGGAGGUAACAGAGAGUAAUAAAUAAAUAAAUAUACAUAGUGCAGAAUGUUGUCCAGUGAUGACUCAUAUUGCAGAAACAGCUAGCAGUGUUACAUUAACAUCUUUAACACAUUACAUUAGUAUGUAUUAAAGAGUCUGACUGCUGCUGGAAUGAAGGCCCUAGGGUAGGGUGCAGCGGUCUGCUGCUCAGGGAACUUACAGUCUCACGUAGGGGUUGAGAGGUGUUGCCCAUGAUUGGUGCAAGCCUCGCCAACAUCCUCUUCUCCCCCACCUCCUCUAUGGUGUCCAUGGCAGGGGGAGAGCAGGAAGACAGCUUUUGUCAGUUCUUUGCGUAACCGUGACGUGACCAAUGUGUUCAUGGGUUCAUGUGUCUGCUGUCUGACCUGGGUAAGGUUUGGUUAAGUGUAGGCCUGGUUGAGGCUUAAGGAAAGGUGUUGACAUGGGAGGAACUAGGAAUUAUGGUUAAGGAAUGACCGUGGUCAUGGUUAAAGCUAAUUAUCACGUAACACAGUAUGUACUAGGGCUGCACGAUGUGAGAAAAGUAUGCCAUAUGCGAUAAUGUCGUUGAAAAUUGCGAUAGGGAUGUUACUCGCGAUACAUAAACAGAUAUUAAAAUGUACUCAGUUCUGCAUUUCUGCUUCAACAAUACAACAACAUGCUAGCUGAAUUUAAAACAAAUGGAAGGGAAUCAUUUCCAGCAUUCUGUCAUGGACAAAUUGAACAUUGAAUUGAAUAUAAAACGCAGCACUAAAAGAAGAAGCCCGUUUUCUACUGAUACUUUAUUUCAACUAACACAUGUCUGAUGUGUUGCAGACUUUCGCAAUGUGUUUAUUACACCAGUUGGUAUUGCGAUGACGUUAAAAAAGUAAUGUGUUGUACAGCCCUAGUAUGUACAACAACAAUAAAUAUCGGUCUAGCCCUAGAGGAAAACUACCCUUUUUGUACAUACAAUUAUUCACCACAGCUGCCUUACUGAAGGAUUUAAGUUUUAAGUGCCCAUGUUUUAGUGUUUUAGAGGUUUAUUGGUACUGGGUUUUAGUUAUGCCCUCCCCUAGUAUUUGGAUACUGUUGUUGUUGACACAGCUAUUUGGAAAAGAGAGAUCUAAUGUAGUCUGGUUUUGGUGUUUGAGAUGUUUCACGUUUACAUCAUAUUGUAUGAUGGGAUGUAGGUGCAAAUGGAAUGCACGGACGAGGAAAGCAGCCAUGGAACAUAUCUUCAAAUAACUUAUUGGAUUCAUUUUCUUUUAAGGUUUUAUUAUUUAUUAUCAAUACAUAUCCACUAGAGAAGCUGCCACACAGAUAUGUAUGUGUUUUAACCAAUGCUCAUCGCCCUCAUUAUUGCAGCAUUUUACUUCCAUCUGUGUAUAAAACGUUCAUACAGUACAGUAACAUUCACAUGUACACUAAUACAGAUUAUUGAUGACAGUGACAUAGGAAUAUUUCUAUAAUUGUUCUAUGUGGGAUUUUUAUUUUGCCACUGAUUUGGAAAAUGUUUCUGAUAAAGUUUAAGGGUGACUCCAGUCUUUCAUUUUGUUUCUAUUCAAGCAAUUGGAAAUACUUUUACAUUAUGCAAAUGUAUUUUGUUUCUAUAAAAGGUGAAGAUGUGAAUGGUUAUUCAUAAUAAAGCCAAAUCUUUGUUAGCACAAUAUUAACACUUGCUUAAAGUGAAUUAGCGCUUCCAGAUCUUCCAAGGAUACUUGCCGCUUGUUUUUGCACUGAAAAGUGAUGUUCUGUAACAGAGACACGUUGGCCUGAGAGCUUUUUAUUUUGCGUUGAGAAGUUUGCGGUUCUUAUGUUGCCAUAACUGCUGGUUGUUGUGUGAAUUAGUUACAUCCUGUCUAAAUGAUUGAUGUGUGUUUUAUUUGUGGGUUUUAUGUUACAUUUGCACUAUUUGUAAAGUUUGAAAAAUACAAAAGAUUUGAAUGCC
Etheostoma spectabile (orangethroat darter) is the source of this 16839-nucleotide messenger RNA. It is a transcript of the gene ehbp1l1a, whose product is annotated as EH domain binding protein 1-like 1a. Lineage: Eukaryota; Metazoa; Chordata; Actinopteri; Perciformes; Percidae. The transcript has 33 exons. Gene Ontology annotation, molecular function: protein binding. The record is from RefSeq and is a predicted model, not a curated record. Bases 196 to 13902 code for a protein of 4568 amino acids.